Paramecium sonneborni is the source of this 2825-nucleotide messenger RNA. The record is from the annotation of a GenBank genome assembly. NCBI's taxonomy places the organism in Eukaryota, Ciliophora, Oligohymenophorea, Peniculida, Parameciidae.
AUGAGUCUCAGCAUUCAAUUAUUUUAUUAACCUUCUCUGACUGCAUCCUACUUAAGAAAUAAUCGUUUCAUGUCAGCCUAUGAUUUUACAUUGAUAUUCCCAUCGAUACCACUUUCAUUUGGAAUAUCUAGUGAUUUAGCUGCUGGAUGGUCUAAAUUAGUUUAUGAAUAAGUUCUCAUGAAUAAAACUCAAUAAAAAAUUGAAGUUGAAAUUCAAGGCUUGACUGAAAAAGAAGCAUUUGUAGUUGAGUAAUGUGUUAAACUUUUGUUUGGGUUUAAAAUUGAUUUUUGUAUUUAAGAUGUUUGGUAAGCUUUGAAAGUUUGUGAUCUUAUUGGAAUCACUUAAUCACCCUAAAUUGAAGGUAUUACAGUUUAAGAAUAACUUUUAUCUUUUGCUAUCCAAAAUAUAUAACAAAUUAAUCUUUUUGAAGGAUUAGAUUAUGCAUAACAAUUAUUAGAAGUUGGAGGAGAAGGAUUACUUAUUCACAGAACAGAUAUAAGAUAAUUAAGUUAAUAAUUAGUGGAUAAAAUUAGAGAAAUUAUUAUUGCAAGCAAAUUUGAGAUACUUACAAAUUAUGCUCAUAAUUAAGAAUAAAGUAUUGAUAGUCAAACAAAUAAUAAUAAUAAGUUCUUAUUGAAGGAUCUGAAAAGAGAGCAUUACAUUUAAUUGAGGACACUCUUUUACAAUUAUAUUAAUUAAUAAAAUUCAGAAUUAACAGCUAAUCAAAAUAUUGUAAAGAUCUUAUUUGAAGAAUUAGAUCAAUAGUUUGAAUUAGACAGUUAUGUUAAUAAAUAUUUUGAAGAAGUUACUUCAAAAAUGUAAACAAUCGAUGUUUUUAUCAAUAAAAUAGAUAAGAAAUAUGAAGCUUAAUUAAAUAAGUUAAAUGAAUUUAUUAAUUAAGAAUUUGAAAAUCUUAAAAGAGAAAAUAAAAUGUUGAAAAACCAAUUAUAUUUUGCUCAUAGAAGAAUUGAAUAAUUUUAGAAUCCAAGAAUAGUUUGUCAAUCUUAAAUGAAUAUAUUUUGUUUCUCAAAUGGAAUAAUUAAGUGUAAGAAUGAUGGAGUCAUCCAUACAGAGAAUAUGGAGAACUACAUUAUAAAUUGUAUAGUCAAAUUAAAAGAUAAUACCUUAGCAGUAGGAAUGUAAGGAGGAGAUAUUCUCUUGUAUAGUAAAUAAUUGGAAAUUAUAUCCACCCUAAAAUUAUCAUCAGUUAUAAAAAUAGAAAAAGCAUAUGAUGUUGUUUGUAUGCAGGCUUAUGUAAGAGUUAUUAUUUAAUUUAGAAUAACUAUUUAAUAUCUUCUUAUUCAAAUAAUAUAUAUUGUAUUUGGUGGAAUUAAUAAUUAAUAUUUCAUGAAUAGAUUGAAUAGUAAGUGAGUGUUAUAUUUUGUAACCCACAAUUAGGUAAUUUUAUUCUUUUAGGUUUUUUUGAUGGUUCAAUUAAUUUUAUUUAUCUAAUUGAAUCUAAACCAUAGUUAUCAGCUGAUUAUAUUAAGAAACUAAAAAAUUCAAAUAAUGAAGUAAUUAAAUUAGAAGUAAUUCCUUAAAACAAUGAUUUAUUAGUAUCAGUUCACUCAGAUUAACUAAUAUGCAUUUGGAAUUGGGAAUAAGAAAGUGUUAUAUAAGCAAUUAAGAUUGAAUAACAAAUCUAAGAUAUUUAGAUAUUGUUAGAUAAAAAAGAUUAGAAAAUAUUGAGAGUAUUGUUAUAAAAUGGAUAUUUGAAUGAUUAUAAUGUAGAUUAGUAAAACUAACUAAUAGAAUCAAUAUAUGUAGAUAAUAAACCCUUUUAGUUGGAAGGUGAAUAAUGUUUGACUUAUGAUGGGAAAAUAAAAAAAAUUAAAAAUGGGCCUUUAAAUUGUUGUAAUUAUCAUUUGCAACACUAAUCAACUUUUUAUCAUCAUCAAGAUAAUUGUGUAUAUGGACUAUUAUUAAUAAAUUAUCCAUAUGUGGCAUCGUCUGCAGAUGAUAAAACUAUAGUAAUUUUUAAUUUGAAAUCCUAAGAAAAGCUAAUUUUGAGAGGUCAUCAAAAUUAUAUAAAAGCAAUAGGAUUACUUCAAGAAAAUAAGCAUAUAAUAUCAGGUAGUUAUGAUACAUCAAUUAAAAUAUGGGAAAUAGCAACAGGGAUCUGCUAAAAUACAUUAAAUGGUCAUACAAAACCUGUAUUAUGUUUAUAGGUAUUACAUUAAACAUAGUCUAUGGUUGUAAGUGGAGGAGAAGAUGGUACUAUUAGAGCAUGGAAUUGGAAGACAGCAGUUUGCAUUUGGAAGACUGAAAGUAAAUUAGAGAUUUGGUCGCUUUUGGCUAUUCAUGAACAUUGUACUGUUUUAAGUGGAAAUAAGUAAAAUAAAAUAUUAUCAAUUUAGAGAUGGAUCAAUAAAAGUAAUUAAUACUGGUUAGUCAGGAGAGAAGAGUCAAACAAUAACUGAAUUAAAGAUUCAUAAAUAAUAUGUAAAUUGUAUGAUACAACUGAAAGGUUCUAUAAUAGCUAGUGGUUCAUCUGAUGCUACUAUACAAAUUACUAAUUUUUAUUCAGGUGAAAUAUUAAAAACUUUAAUUGGUCAUUCUAAUAUUGUUUGGUCAAUCUAAAUGAUUGAUGAUGACACCAUAGCUUCAUCAAGUACAGAAGGAAAAAUUAAAAUAUGGAAUUGGAAAGAAAGUCUUUGUUUGAAUAGUUAAGUAGUAGGAAAAGGAUCAAUCUAUGUAUUAUUAAAAUUACCUUAUACAAAUAAGCUUAUUGGUGGAACUGCUUAAGGAGAGAUUCUAUAAUGGAAAAUAUGCAGAGAAGAACAAAAAUUAAUAUGAUUGUUUAUAAAUUAUAAUUUAUAUACAAA